This is a messenger RNA of Macroventuria anomochaeta, 1802 nucleotides long. RefSeq names its product MFS general substrate transporter. Lineage: Eukaryota; Fungi; Ascomycota; Dothideomycetes; Pleosporales; Didymellaceae. Gene Ontology annotation, molecular function: transmembrane transporter activity. The coding region runs from base 36 to 1658 and encodes 540 amino acids. The record is from RefSeq and is a predicted model, not a curated record. Gene Ontology annotation, biological process: transmembrane transport. The transcript has a single exon. Gene Ontology annotation, cellular component: membrane.
UUUAAUAUUCACAUUUGAUCGUUUCGAGACCAACCAUGGCUGUGUUUGAAGAGUCGAAGAGGAGGCCAGAUGUGCGGGAGACAACGCCGUUGUUGUCUCGCACGAAGUCAGGAGAAAGAAGAGCUGGAUCGCGGGGCUUUUCCGUACAAUGGCUCCUCAUGCUUUGCGCCUUCCUGGUCUCACUAUCAUUUGGCAUUACCCAAGUGCCGAUGCUGUUUGUCAUGAGGGUUAUGACUUGCGAUGCAUAUUACGAACAUCCACGCCAUAUGCGCGACCCUUUGGCGAAAGAUGCGUGCGCAAAACAUGAAGUUGAAGCAAGCACAGCGCGAUCCAUUGCGCUUCUCGGAGGUUCGACAACCUUGUUUGGCCUCUUGAACCUUCUCGUCACCGGCUGGACGAUCAAGCGCCUAGGUGUUAAGAGAGCCCUCAUAAUUCAGAUAUUCUGGCCCGCCGUAAGGCUGCUCGUGCAAAACAUCGGCGUAUCGAAGGGAUCCAGUGCGGGCGUUCUGAUCUUGCAGGCCAGUCAGAUCAUCACCAUUGUUGGUGGCCCGAAUGGCUAUGUCCUUGCCCUGAAUUCGUUCGUGGCGGAUGUUGUCGAGCAUGAGGGUCGAACAGGCGCACUGGGCCGCCUUCAAGGCUGCAUGUUGUUUGGAGCCGCCGUCGGGUUCCUGAUUGGAGGGCUCAUCGGAGAAGCAUUUGGGAUCGCCGCGCCGUUUCGCAUCACUGUGAUCUUGUUCUUGCUAUCAUGUGCUUACGUCGCGGCAUGCCUCCCCUCGACGCCACCGCCUGAAGAAAAAGACAGCCGGGCGGACCAGCCGGCAAAUGGCCUUGGGCGUUUCUUUGGUCCGCUCAGGAUAUUCGCCCCUCAAAAGUGGACACUCAUCGACGGUCGCAAGAGCACACAAUUUGGAGCAUUGACGCUUGGCCUGGGUGUCUUCUUGGGCAUCCUAGCUACCGGCUACAUUCCUACGCUGCUUCAGAUGUACGCCACAGACGAGUUUGAGUUCGGUACCAAGGCCAACGGUUGGCUCAUCUUCAUGUACUAUUCUUUGCGAGGUUUCUUUCUGUCCUUUGUCUUCCCUCGCAUCAUCUCAGUCGGAAGAAACUGGCUGGAGCCGAGCAAUGCAACACCAACAACAUCGGCAGAAAACGAGCCGUUUCUCAGCGAGUUGCAUAUACCUACAUCACCCAACAAGAUCGGGCAUAUUGAUCCCAUGGGCAACGACGUGGAACUGGCCGGACCACCACAGCCUGACGAGAAGCAAACAUUUGCAUUCGAUCUUAUGUAUGCGAGGUUCAGUCUCCUCCUCGACGGUGCUAUGACAGGGCUUGCUGUGUUUGUUGCACAGGACUACCAGCUUUACAUUGUGGCAGCGCUCCUUCCGGUCGCGGCUGGAACUGCCGCUGCCUCGAAAGGUACGAUCUUGCAGAUGCUCCCAGACAGCCAGCGAGUAGAUGCGCUAAGCGGGAUCACCCUUGCCGAGAACAUCGCAAGACUUUCCACUACUGCGGUCUUCGGUCUGGUCUUCGCAGCGCUCGCGGAAGUAGGGAAGAUCCCUCUGGUCUUCGUUUGUAACGCUGCUGUUGCGUUGCUCGGCUUUACAGUCCUGCUCUUUUCGCGAUUUCCGCCAAAUGGCAGUCGGAGGGUCGAUCUUUAGGUAGCGCUUCCGAGUCGAGCUUCACGCCACCCGCCUUGCGGUUUAACGGCCCGUAUAUCUGGUCUCGCUUCACAGGUUAAAUGCGCACCCCGCACCGCAUCGGAGGGGGAUUUUUCCGUCUCCACCUCGAUUCCAGCGAUGCUC